This is a messenger RNA of Colletotrichum acutatum, 518 nucleotides long. RefSeq lists its product as uncharacterized. The transcript has a single exon. The coding region runs from base 182 to 463 and encodes 93 amino acids. The record is from RefSeq and is a predicted model, not a curated record. NCBI's taxonomy places the organism in Eukaryota, Fungi, Ascomycota, Sordariomycetes, Glomerellales, Glomerellaceae.
CUCGGCAAGAGGCUCAUUGGUCACUACAGGGGGCUAGAACUCAGUGAUGUGCCGCGAACUAAUGGCAUGAGCUUCUUCAUCAGCCUACAACCAACUUCGUCAUGAAAUCAGCUCAGAUGAUAUGAUCAUCACGAAAAGCCUUGCUGGAUAACGAAGUUAGACAUUGUGGUAUCAUCUGUUGAUGGAAAUUGUCUCAAAGAUUUGUGUAUGGCGACAACUCUCAAAGCAGGAAGUUGGCAUGGCCAACUUGGCCAUGCCAGCCUCUACGCAAACGGACGGACUUACACGUAACCAAAGUCUUGAUAGACCUGUAGAGCCGGCUUCUCCAAUUCCUGACGUGAUUGGAUUCUUCAAACUAGGAAAAAUUUCGAACAACUCUUUCGCCAAACGUCUCCCGAUCCUCAGGCGAAACUGGAAGCAUCGUCAUUUAAACGGAUACUGGUUGCAACUUGAAUCAUUUUGAUACAGUGGCGACAACAUCGACCAAAUUCGAGCUUCAAAAUCCGCAAGAGACAAAC